Molecule: messenger RNA, 1590 nt
Organism: Symbiodinium necroappetens
Lineage: Eukaryota; Dinophyceae; Suessiales; Symbiodiniaceae
Source: the annotation of a GenBank genome assembly
AUGCUUCGUGUCUGGAAAGCUUCCGGCGAAGAGCUGGUCGCCAUCUCGGGUAAGGAGCUGAAGACUGUGAGGGUUUUAAAGAAGCAGCUGCAAGGCUACUGUGGGCUGCCACGCUUUCGUCAGAGGCUUCUGCUGGAUGGCAGAAAUAUGGAAGAUGACGAGUCCGUGGACUUUCCCACCGAUCGCGACCUGCAGCUUGUGAUGUUGGGCUUUGUUGGCACCUCCGAAGAGCAAGUUGAUGAUAUGGAGGCUGCUAUUUCGGAAGAUUGUGUGCCAGAGGUUGAGAAGUGUCUCCAGCUACCCCUGGAUCCAAAUGCCGGACGUUUUCUUUCCAACAGCACGAGAAACGUUGAGAUCAUGCAACUGCUUUUAGAAGCCGAAGCUGAUCCGAACGGCACUGCAACUGAUGAACACUGGCCUCCUUUGUGUCAGGCCGCACUGCAACAUGAGCUGGAGACAGCCAGGGCAAGCAUCGAAGCCCAAACCAAGGCUGGCGCGACUCCGCUCCUCGUUGUGACGGAGGGCCUUAGGAACUACAAUGGAGACAAUAGGUUGAACCGUCUGCUUUUUGGUUUUCAGUUCGCGGGAGUCUUUCUGGUGUCACUCCGAAUGCUUCGUGUCUGGAAAGCUUCCGGCGAAGAGCUGGUCGCCAUCUCGGGUAAGGAGCUGAAGACUGUGAGGGCUUUGAAGAAGCAGCUGCAAGGCUACUGUGGGCUGCCACGCUUUCGUCAGAGGCUUCUGCUGGAUGGCAGAAAUAUGGAAGAUGACGAGUCUGUGGACUUUCCCACCGACCGUGACCUGCAGCUGGUGAUGUUGGGCUUCGUUGGCACCUGCGAUCUUCAAGCGGAAAUCCGCGAUGCCAUCUUGAAAGGUCGUGUGGAAGAGGUUGAGAGGCUCCUCCAGGUGCCUUUGGAUCCAAAUGCAGGACACUUGCUCCUAAGAGGAGCCAGAAACACUACGAUUGAGAUCAUGCACCUGCUAUUAGAAGCCCAAGCAGAUCCGAACGGCAAUGGCUCUGAGCAGCCGCCUUGGACGCCACUCUGCCAGGCCGUGCUCCAACAUCAGCUGGCGGCAGUGCAAUGCCUCUUGACAGCCGGGGCUUGCAUCGAAAGAACCGGUGUACUGGGGACGCCCUUGUGCUUAUCAGCUCUAGUCCCACACUCCGACGUCAUGAGUGUUCUCCUCGAGUCCAGGGCGAACACCGAGGCACAAACCGAUGCCGGGGCGACGCCGCUCCUCCUGGCGACUGAGAGCCUCAACCCAAAUGCUUCUUUGGAUGCGGCGACAGCUUUGGUGGAAGCCGGAGCCGUCGUAGACUCCCCAGACAAAUCUGGACGAACCCCCUUGUGGUUUGCAUGCGGUCGCGGCCAUGUGAGGGUGGUGCGCUUGCUCCUGCAGGCAGGGGCCCGCCCGAGCAUGCGUGACAGUCUCGGGAAGACUCCGUUUGAUGCUGCGCAUGGCCGCAAGCAUGUUCGGCGGCUCCUAUCGAACGCCAAGUGGUCACGAGCACAGCACGUCAAAGCACGCAGCCGCCACUGGGAAAAUUGGGCUUCCGAGGUGGCGAGCAUUUGCAUUCCGGAUUUGUGGUAG